CAACAACAACAAAAAUUAUUGAAAAAUAUUUAAAUUGUGCAAAAUGAGGAGAAAAGUGAAAUGAUUUUCAUUGGCAAGAAAAAGAGGACAUUUGACAGAAUUGGGGCAGAUUUUGGAGGCGGCGGCUUUGUUUUUUAGCGGUGGUAAAUCGGGGCUCGGGUUCCCGGGGAUCUGAGCGCCAUGGACGGCGGGGGUCGGGAGUCCAACGGCGGCGUCGUGCACCGGAACACCAACUUCUACAUCGACGACAUUUUGCGGGCGGAUUUCGGGCGGAAGAGGAAAGGCGCGGGCCCGACGCGCGAGCCCGGCGUCACCGGAAGGAGAGACGAGCCCAAAGCCGCCACUUCCGGCCUCCGGCGGCCCGACGACGCCCGGAAAAGUGAGCUGCGAGCCGGCCAGGCGGCGGGCAAGGACCGGGGGGAGGAGCGGGGCGACGGCGCACCUGACGCCGCCAAACAGAUGCUGUGGCCGGCCUGGGUUUACUGCACGCGAUACUCGGACCGACCUUCCUCAGGUCCCAGGUCCCGCAAGGCCAAAGCGGCGCGGAGUCCGAGCAAAGACGACAAGCGGCCCAGGACGGCCUUCACGGCGGAGCAGCUUCUGCGCCUGCGCGCCGAGUUCCAGAACAAUCGCUACCUGACCGAGCAGCGCCGCAAGAACCUGGCCGAGGACCUGGGCCUCAACGAGUCCCAGAUCAAGAUCUGGUUCCAGAACAAGCGGGCCAAGAUGAAGAAGAGCAGCGCGGAGCACAACACUCUGGCGGCGCGGCUGAUGGCGCAGGGACUCUAUAACCACGCCCCCAAGGACGCCAAGGCCUCCGACAGCGACUAGCCACGCCCCCAAGUCCUCCGACAGCGACUAAACACGCCCCCCAGGACACCAAGUCCUCCGACAGCGACUAAACACGGACUGUGCGCGCGCAACUCAUCCUCAGGGCUAUGGUGGUGCGUUCAGGCACCGGGGAGAGCGUAGGAGAGAACUACAUUGUUUUGAUUGUGACGUCAUGAAAACUGCUAAAGUCCAAAGAGGUUUUUUUUUCAACAGUUUGUAUGUCCUUGUUGGUCCCUUUAGCGCUUCGAGUCCGGCGUUGCUAACACGUCCACUUCAGGUCUUCAUCCCGUGCCUUGGUCUACGCCAGGCCCCGCCCCCUUUUCUUGUCAAACACCAAUAAAUGCACAUGGUUCCAGGCUAGCUUAUUGGCUUGGUCGGCUAACAACACACACGUCCACUGCAGUGGACGUGUGUGUUUUGAAU
This is a messenger RNA of Nerophis ophidion (straightnose pipefish), 1254 nucleotides long. Its product is annotated as homeobox protein engrailed-1-B-like. Gene Ontology annotation, biological process: neuron differentiation; regulation of transcription by RNA polymerase II; multicellular organism development. The transcript has 2 exons. Lineage: Eukaryota; Metazoa; Chordata; Actinopteri; Syngnathiformes; Syngnathidae. Gene Ontology annotation, cellular component: nucleus. Gene Ontology annotation, molecular function: DNA-binding transcription factor activity, RNA polymerase II-specific; RNA polymerase II cis-regulatory region sequence-specific DNA binding. The record is from RefSeq and is a predicted model, not a curated record. Bases 181 to 831 code for a protein of 216 amino acids.